Zasmidium cellare ATCC 36951 is the source of this 2652-nucleotide messenger RNA. RefSeq lists its product as uncharacterized. NCBI's taxonomy places the organism in Eukaryota, Fungi, Ascomycota, Dothideomycetes, Mycosphaerellales, Mycosphaerellaceae. Gene Ontology annotation, biological process: autophagy of mitochondrion; protein localization to phagophore assembly site. The record is from RefSeq and is a predicted model, not a curated record. Gene Ontology annotation, cellular component: autophagosome; phagophore assembly site. The coding region runs from base 1 to 2652 and encodes 883 amino acids. The transcript has a single exon.
AUGGAGAACGUUAUGUCUUCGCGAGUCUUGUCUCGCUUUCUGCCCGUUGCUGAGGGCGAUGUUUCAGUAAUAGAAGGGCUGCGGCGGGAUGCUGCACGACAAAGCGAUCUAGAGUCUCAGCAACCGACCACCUACAAUGAGGCCUUCCACGACGAAGACGACAACCCAGAAGCUUUCCUCUACGAUGCAACACAAGACACCUCCACUGAUCCAGGCCAAAGCCCGGAGAUGUUGGCAUUGCCAGCUGCAAGACAUUCAAGACCAAGAGCAGAGGCAUCGAAUUCAAAGAGAACUGCAGAGGAGGACGACGAUGUUCCAGAAUCACUUCUGCUGGAGCCUAAGAGCAAGCGUCAGUCCAGUCGUCCCGCCACAGGUGCCUCUCGCAUGGAGAACAAGCUUGCUCGAGCAGAUGCACAGUGGAAAGCGAUGCAAGAGCAACAGGGCCUGCACCCGUCUCCAGCAGCUCGAGCAACAAGACCCACAACUCGACACAGUUCCCGACCUUCUCAACCUCCGGCAGCUACUCCUACACCUGUACCAGGCACGCGAACUGACCCUCAAACGGAGGCUCUUUGGCUCUACACCAAUGCUACCAACCUCGAUGCGUUUUUACUUGAGGUGUACGACUACUACGUUGGCCAUGGUGUUUGGUCUAUAAUGCUCUCUCGUGUGCUCAGUCUGGCCACAGAGCUUUUCGUCUUCAGCUUCGCCAUGUUUCUGACGACCUGCAUCGACUACUCCAAGAUCCCCACCAGCAAGACAACGUCGGAGGUGAUGAUUCCCAAGUGCAUGUCUAAGGCAUCGUGGCUGAAGAGUGCCGCCCUCUUCUUCUUCAUUGUGUACUGGCUUUCCCAGAUAAUCCGCUAUAUUGGCGAAACGAGGCGUCUCUUCCGCAUGCACAACUUCUUCCAUCACGUCCUAGGCAUUAGUGACGAUGACAUUCAGACUGAGUCUUGGGUACGCGUGGUUGACGGCCUGAUCAGGGUGCAGAAUGCGAACAUCGCCACAGCCAACCCAUCCGCUCAAGUGAGGAAGUAUCUUGACUACAAGGAGCCACAGCAGAGGCUCAGCGCCGAGAGCAUUUCGAAUCGACUGAUGCGCCAGGCGAACUAUUACGUUGCGUUCUACAACAAGGUUAUCUUCGACUUCACCCUACCGCUACCUUUCAUUGGCGCUCGUCAGUUCUACUCCAAGAGUCUGGAAUGGUGCAUAGACUUCUGCUUCACCAACUUCAUCUUUGACGAACAAGGCAGUAUCAGGCCAUUCUGUCUGGAUGUCAAGAACCGCAGUGCUCUGGUCGAAGCUCUGAGGACGCGACUUCGCUUCGCCGCAGUUACCAGUGUUAUCGUCGCGCCGUUCAACAUCCUUCGAUUCUGCAUCAUGUACUUCUUCCGAUAUUACACCGAGUUCACCAAAAAUCCGUCUCGAGCAAGUUCCAGGACCUUCACACCUUACGCGGAGUGGAAGAUUCGAGAGUUCAACGAGCUGGAACACCUCUUUCGACGACGCCUUCGACAAGCACAUCCCUUCGCGAACGACUAUCUCAAACAAUUUCCAAAGGACAAGAUGGACCAAAUCUCCCGGUUCAUUGCAUUUGUGAGCGGCGCUAUUGCUGCCGUGCUGACCUUGGGGACUUUGAUCGAUUCAGAAAUGUUCUUGGCAUUUGAGGUGACGCCAGGCCGGACCGCUUUCUUCUGGAUCGCAGUCACCGGCGCCAUUUUCGCCUUUGCCCAUGGCUCGGUGCCGGACGAGAACGAGGUGCACGAUCCUGUGUUGCAUCUGAAGGAAGUUUUGAUGUACGUCCAUUAUCAGCCCAAGCAUUGGAAGGAUCGCCUACACAGCAACGAAGUGCGCGCAGAGUUCUCGGCCAUGUUCCAGAUGAGGCCGCUCAUCUUCGUGGAGGAGAUUCUCAGUCUCAUUGUAGCGCCAUGGCUGCUCUGGCGCAAUUCUGGAAAGAGGUGCGAACGAAUCAUCGACUUCUUCAGAGAACAGACUGUGCACGUCGAAGGCGUGGGUUAUCAGUGCAACUUUGCCGUCUUCAAUUUCAAGAAGGAUCCAAAUGCCGACGAUGCCACUGCUGUGCUGAACGAGCCAGAUGGACUUCGUGACGACUACUACGCUGUCAAGGAUGACAAGAUGGCUCAGUCCGUGCAGAACUUUGCGCAGUACUACUUACAUUAUCGCCAGACUUCUCGCCGACCAGGAUGGCAACCACCUCCGAUGUGGCCUCCAGUAAUGUCGCCGCCCUCCAUUGCUGAAGAACCUGGCCCAACUGGCGUAUCAGCUCGCCCAAGCCCACCUUCUGCAAGGAAGUCUGCAUUACUGGAUCCUCGCCAGCGACCCUCAUCAUCUAUGCUUCGCUCCCCGAGACAGACUGGGCUAAAUGCUCCGAGACGAGGUAUUGCUCAGCGGUCCGAUGAAAGUGGCAGAAGGACUACUACCGUCCAAGGGGUCUCGGAAAGCAGACUUAUGGCUCAGGAUAGUGACCUGCAGGACUUUGCCGAUGCGCCUGGAGUGAAGCAGCUUGAAAGCGACACCGAUCAAGACGAGAAUGAGGAUGCAAAGGAUGGUGUCAACACAGGAGUCUUGGGAAUGCUAGCGCAGCUAUCCAAGGCGCAUGCUGAGAAAGGACCGGGACCAGUGAACAUUUAA